UAUAAUAACGUAAGGAUGAUGCUCACUUAAAUAUGUAACUCAAGCAUGCAACGUCUUACCCUCAUCUUGGUCCUAAUCGUUUCUCACAUUUUUUCUAGCUGGUUUGUGGCCUGAUGAUAUUCAGACAUCACAGUGACCAGAGGGGAGGCAGAUAAAGAAGUAGAGGAGAAGCUUGAAGCAAACCAGGAGUGAAGGAAGGAGCAGCAUGUUGACUUUCUGAAGGUAAAGGAGCGACACCAAGCUUCACCCAGAACUGGUUAUAGUGUGAUCACUAUGAGGAAGCAGAAAUUGCUUCACACAGUGGAGGGAGAUCAGUAACGGAGCACCAAGGCUGGUGAAGAACCUGACAAAAGCCUACUGGACUUAACGACAUCAAAAGGAUAAGCCAAUACGAAAGAAAGAAGAGAUAGAGUGGAUAACAAGGCAAAGAUGACAAGGAAGAUGAAUAGGUAUGGAAAUAAAGGGAAAUGUUGAGGGUGAAAAGUGAAGUUUUGGAGUGAAAGGAGGAGAUUAAACACAACACUGUACUAUCAUACUUCGAGGAGAUCAGUAGUCGCGAUGUUCAUGAACUUCCGUCGCAUCCGCAAGUGCCAGUGUGUGCAGCUGCUGACCACAGGCCUGGUUCUGUGUGUGAUGAUGGUCUGCUGGGACGAGGUGGACCAUCACAUUGUCAGGCAUGUGAGAUCCUACAUGUACCGAUAUCUGAUCAACAACUAUGACUUUGUCAACUCUUCUCUCGUUAUCAACCCCAGCCAUGGUCACAAUAAGGAUGGUUCUGAUAGUGUGGAUGGUGGCUUUGUGAAUUAUCCCUACCUCAUCAACCACCCAGGGAAAUGUGGAGGAAGAGAUGGGAAAAACUGGGAUGACGUCCUGCUGCUUCUGUUUGUGAAAUCAUCCCCAGAGAACUUUGAGCGGCGGCAGGCCAUCAGGGACACAUGGGGGAACGAGAGCUUUGUAUCGUCAGAACUUGGGGUGAGUGUGAGGUUGGUGUUCGCCAUUGGCAUCCAUGCAGAUGCUGAGCAGAGAUCCAGGGUGCAGAAGGCAUUGUUGCAGGAAAACCAAGUCUACAGAGAUCUGAUCCAGCAGAACUUUGUGGACACGUUUCACAACUUGACCAACAAACUGAUCCUGCAGUUCCACUGGAAGCAUGCAUACUGUCCUCAGGCUCAUUUCCUCAUGUCUGCGGAUGACGACAUGUUCGUCCAUAUGCCGAACUUGGUGAAGUACUUGCAGCAUCUCCUGAGCAGCGAAACAGGGGCUAAAGACCUGUGGGUGGGGCAUGUGUACAGGGGAGCCCCUCCAAAUCGUUGCAAACACAGCAAAUACCAUGUUCCCUAUGAUCUGUACCCCUGGACUUCCUACCCAGACUACACCGCUGGGGCAGGGUACGUGGUUUCAGGGGAUGUAGCCGCUAAAAUUUACCGGGCAACUCAGUUGCUCAACUCCUCCAUAUACAUUGAUGAUGUCUUCAUGGGAAUCUGUGCCAAGGCCAUGGGGGUCUCACCCCAGGAGCAUGCAUACUUUUCAGGCGGGGCCAAGACUCAAUACCAUCCCUGCAUCUACAAUCACAUGAUCACAUCGCACGGUCAUGCCACAGAUGUGCGAUCACUAUGGCAGGCAGUAACAGACUCUGCAUCAUACAGAAAUUCCAGGGGAUUUAUGGGUAAUCUGUAUUGCAAGGCAGUGAGAGUGAUGCUGCUGUGUAUACCGUAUUUCCAGAACACAUACUCCUGCAUUGCUGCUUUUACGUAAAUGGUCUUAAGGGAGACAGAUGUUGAAUACCUCAUGCCACUGGUCUGCCAUUUUUCUCUCUCAUACCAUUUCACGUUCAAACAGGUCAAACCUGUUCUGUUAAGCAAACAAAUGCACUUCGGUCAUUGUCAGGUUCUGUUUACUUAAGUACUUGUGUCUGUGUGCAAACAUGCACAAAACUACACUCCUUUAUUCACUUGCCAGCUUCUGAUUGCUUUUCUGAAGAGGUGCAGCUUAGCCUGGAAAGUCCAAAAUGACUUCUAAACUGGAAGUUAUUAUGGUUUGCCUGAGUGACAGAAUUAAGUUCAUGCUCUGAACACAUUAAUUUGUGGUUUUAAAAAAAAAAAAAAAAAAAAAAAGUGUGAUUGCUAGUGUUUGAGGCUAAUGGCAAAACCAAAUCGUCUCUAUCAAACCUUCAUGACCGGCUUUACCAACUACAAAGGCCAGCGAUGCACUUGAAUUUUUUGGCUUGAUAAUGCAGCCAUCAUGUGAGAAGCUAGUCUGAGCAGCUUUAUUGGUUUUUCAAAUGCUUGCAUCAUAACUUUAAAGCACAAAUUAUGCAGAGUGUAGAAGCAAUGUGGCCAUAAAUCAUACAUGUUAGGAAUAGACAAAAAAAAAGCCUGAAAUGUUCUGUACCAUUUACUUGCGUUUGUUUUUUUGUAACUUAUUGAAUUUCCCUCCCAUGAGGGUAACUAAGUGCAUCACACAUUUCCUGCUGGACCAACUAGCCAGCUGGAGGAAGGCUACAUCUGCCAGAAUGAGCUAAAUGAUGCCAGAUGAUUACAUUUCCUUUUACAAAGCGCAGACAAAACAGAAGACAAAUGUUUGAGACAGUCAGGAUUGCACUGUGAUUAUGAGCUAUUGUGUAUCUUUUUAUUUUCACUGUAAGAGAGCUCGGGACUCAUCUAAAUUUUAAGGUUCCUUCCUGCUCCGUUUGUCUUCUGUACCACAUUACUCCCCCUUCUUUUCCUGCCAGUCUCUUCCUUCUUCACCACUGUGGCUCUGCUGCAUUCUGGUAAAUUGUGUUUGAUAAAAAUGCUAAGACAUGCUGAAUCAUCAUGACCUUUGAAGGAACUUUUUUACUGCUGGAAAGCGUUCACCAUUAAACAAGUGAUGUUAUGGUAGUUGUCGAUUCUGUCAUUUCUGUUGGUUUGAGCAACAAAAUCUAUAUAGCUUUAUAUAUGUAAACAUCAAUAUAUUUACCCUGACAAAAUCAAAAUGUGGCUAGUUGAUAGUUAAAUUUGUAUUACAUGGAGAUAAAUUAGAGAUCACAACAGAAUAGAACAGGAAAAAACUAGUCGGAUGCUGUAUUGACAAAAGAUUGGGAAUUGAAUGGGCUUAAGAUAAAAAUUUGAAUCCCUUUGACUAAAUGAUUGUUACAAAUAAAAUACAUUUAAAAUCAGACUAACCAAACAGUAUUAGUGGCUUAUUUAAUUCACUGACUGUCGGUGUGACAUUAAGUGAGGCUGUCUGAACG
Molecule: messenger RNA, 3229 nt
Organism: Acanthochromis polyacanthus (spiny chromis)
Lineage: Eukaryota; Metazoa; Chordata; Actinopteri; Pomacentridae
Gene: b3gnt5a
Product: UDP-GlcNAc:betaGal beta-1,3-N-acetylglucosaminyltransferase 5a
Exons: 1
Coding region: 559-1752 (397 amino acids)
Biological process (GO): brain development
Cellular component (GO): membrane
Source: RefSeq, a predicted model, not a curated record